Messenger RNA from Megalops cyprinoides (Indo-Pacific tarpon), 1805 nucleotides. RefSeq names its product CCR4-NOT transcription complex, subunit 8 (gene cnot8). The transcript is spliced from 7 exons. Gene Ontology annotation, cellular component: CCR4-NOT complex; P-body; CCR4-NOT core complex. The record is from RefSeq and is a predicted model, not a curated record. Gene Ontology annotation, molecular function: nucleic acid binding; poly(A)-specific ribonuclease activity. Lineage: Eukaryota; Metazoa; Chordata; Actinopteri; Elopiformes; Megalopidae. The coding region runs from base 253 to 1110 and encodes 285 amino acids.
AAAGGUAAUGCGCCUGCGUCUCUGCGGCAUCGGAUGGAUGGAUAGCGAACUAGCUAGCUAGCUAACACUAGCUAGAUUAGAAGAAAGCUGUAAUUUCUAUAUAAAAGAAGAAGAAUUGUCAGAAGAAGUCGAGGUACAUACGACGCUUUAUGGGUUGUUUAACACUUCGCUAACAAGCUACAUAUUUGACUGCUCCCGUGAGGUGCUCUCGGUACACCAGAGAAGUUUUCAGUCGUUUCUUCAACCGCCAAAAUGCCAGCCGCACUUGCAGAUACCAGUCAGAUUAUUUGUGAAGUCUGGGCCAGCAACGUGGAAGAAGAAAUGAGGAAGAUCCGACAGAUUGUUCAAAGUUAUAAUUACAUAGCCAUGGACACAGAAUUUCCGGGGGUUGUGGUUAGGCCUAUUGGCGAGUUUCGCAGCACAGUGGACUACCAGUAUCAGCUUUUGCGUUGCAACGUGGACCUGUUGAAAAUUAUCCAACUUGGACUUACCUUCAUGAACGAGGAUGGAGACUACCCACCAGGAACAACAACCUGGCAGUUCAACUUCAAAUUCAACCUAACAGAGGAUAUGUACUCCCAGGAUUCAAUUGAUUUACUCCAGAACUCUGGACUUCAGUUCAAAAAGCAUGAAGAAGAAGGAAUUGAUACGCUGUACUUCGCAGAACUCCUCAUGACUUCUGGUUUGGUGCUGUGUGAAAAUGUCAAGUGGCUCUCCUUCCACAGCGGGUAUGAUUUUGGCUACCUGGUGAAGCUCCUUACGGAUUCUCGGCUGCCUGAGGAGGAACAUGAGUUCUUUCAGAUCCUUAACCUUUUUUUCCCCGCCAUCUACGAUGUGAAGUAUCUCAUGAAGAGUUGCAAGAACUUAAAGGGGGGUCUGCAGGAGGUUGCUGACCAGCUUGAGCUGAAAAGGAUUGGGAGACAGCACCAGGCCGGAUCUGACUCGCUCCUCACAGGCAUGGCCUUCUUCAGGAUGAAAGAGUUGUUUUUUGAAGACAACAUUGACGAUGCAAAGUACUGCGGGCGAUUAUAUGGCCUGGGGUCUGGCUCCUCCCAAAAUCAGAACGGCAUUUCCACUUCCUCCCAGGAGGAAACCAACAACAAGCACUGACCAAAAGAAUCCUGUGGCAUCAGGCAGAUGUCUGACUUGUUUUAUCCCCUCCGAUAGUUAAUGUCGAACUUUAUUUUCCCUCCCUCACUGAAAUUCAUGUUUUCAUGAGAUGCACCAGCAAUGAAAGGACAUUGGUCUUGUUAGACUAACACACUUCUACAACCAUUCCGUUCAGUCACAGCCAAUUGAUAUUUCAGCUUAUUGAUGAUAUAGUUCCCUGCGAUCCCUCUGUUUAACCUGUCUUGCUUGCAUUCGGAAAGCAUUUCGAUCAUUUUAUCUUUUGUUUUUCAGCAUUACAGUUGUGAAACCCAGUCUUUUAAAGUGUGGGGCCAGCGCUUCUUUGCUACAUACCGCUAAUGAGACAUGUAGUAGUUCAACAUGCUCAAUGGAAAUUAUUUCCCAGAAUUCCUACAAUGCCUAAAAGGGACUUUGACCUGUUUAAGUGGUUCAGGGUCUUUUGUAGAUGUUUAAAAAUCAGAUCACUGUUGGGAUAUAUGUUUGUAGGAAUUGUGAUAUUUUAAAUUAUGCUGAAAAGGUAUGUAUAUUAAAAUGUAAAAUUUCAAAGAAGCUGAUACGUUUUACCAUUUUUCCUCUAGUGGAAUGAAGAUUUUAGAUACAAACCUUGCACGUUGUGUGGUGGGGAUGGGUUAUAGGGGCACAUUCAAGAUCUUUGUAAAUUGUACUUUUAAGUUGUU